UUAACUCUUAUAAGCAUUAAGGAAGUUUAAUUAAGCAUGGGCAGAAAGCAGAUUAAUUUACUUUCAGUCCACAGGUUUUUCCCCUUCUUUUCUAUACACUUAUUUUACUAAGUUGCAAGUAGAGAAUGCUAUAAUUUGCAACCCGUUUUUCAAAUCCAAUUAAAGUCAAUGGUGAGGCGAUGGCUUUUGUAGGCUUUGCCUUAUGUACGGUAUAAGGCUUAUUAUAUCCACCCCUCUUUUUUGUGUGUGUGUGUAAGCCGCGAAGAAUGAACUAAAUCGGGUUAACAGUUAUAAUAAGUUUUAUUAUUUAAUAAAGUUUAUUACGCCGCUGUGAUCCUUUUAGGGAGGCUGUGUCGGUGUCACUAUGCCAGUAAUCCUGCCGUUAGUGCUGCAGUCCGUGUGGCCUGCCUGUCUGCCUUUCAGGCCUCCCUAGGGCCUCGCAGGCCGUCCCUGGGCCCCAAAGCUGCUGGCCCCCUCUUCUGAUCCCCAGAGCUCCGGAGAUCGACUUCUCUUUGCUUCCUGUGGCCUCUGUCCCUCAGCUGUCCUUUAGCUAUGAGAUUGUCCACUCCUGUCUGCCACUCGGUUUUCCUCCAAACACUUUUUACUCACGCUGAUUUUGAAUUACCUGCCUAUUUAAAAUGGAGUUCACCAGGCUGUCUGUUGAGUCACUCCUUCUCUGUUUCAGUUCCUCAACUUCUCCUGACCUAUAUGUUUCACCUACAGUCCCUCCCACAGAUUAGAUGAAGUUGUUUUUAUGUUGAAUGUAACCAAAGAGCCUUGGUCGUCUUGAGAUGACCGGCGGUGUAGUCACACUCUCACCUUUCAGCUCUGUGUUCAUUUGAAGUGCUGCCCCUUCUCCCUGCCUGGCUUGUGUUAUCAGUGCCAGGGAAUGAGUCUGUGUUUAAUGACUGAGUCGUUAUCUGGGUGGAGGAGACUUAGAGGCUAAUUGCUGUGAUUGCCGAGAUCCCCCAGGCGAGAAUGACUGCGGCUCGGAGGUGGUUUGGGGGGCUGGGGCUGGCGAACACCACGUGCUCUGUCAUCGACUCUGGGGAGCUGCACUGUCCUUGGGAAGAGGCCAAAGGAAAAGAAGUUGCCCAUCCACCAGGAUACCCUGUCUUCACCCUGUUAGCUUACCUGGCUAUGUGUCUUCUGUCCUCACUCUCUCCAGCCCACAGUGUCAACCUGAUGAGUGGCCUGCUGGGGGCUGCAGCUAGUGGUGCACUCUGCAUCACUGUCUGCAGGUUAGCAGGUCCUGGCCCUGGAGCAGUCCUGGCUGGAGGUCUGUUCGCUGUGUCCAGACUGAGCUGGCAGUGGUCCAUGGUGGCAGAAGUCUUCACCCUCAACAACCUCUUUGUCGGUUUGCUCUUCUACUUGACUGCCAGCUUUCACUGUGCUGAAAAUGCCACCCAGAGAAGCAAGAUUGCACAUCUAGGGGCUGUUUGCUGUGGUUUGGGUCUCUGUAACCAGCACACCUUAGUGCUAUAUGUUCUAGUCCUCAUUCCCUGGGUACUACACCGUCUGUACUCUCAGAAGGAGCUAUCUUUGCGCGGCGUUGUGUCUUUGGGAGUGUGUUUUCUCACUGGCUUUCUGCCAUACAUCUACCUGCCCAUAUCCUCCUACAUCAACACGGCUCGCUGGAGCUGGGGAGACCAGACCACUCUGUCUGGCCUGCUAACCCACCUGCUGAGAGCUGAAUAUGGCACUUUCAGUCUGGCAAAGACAGAAGGCUCUGUUGACUUUACCACUAUGCUUCGAGCCCAGUUGGACCACUGCCUGGCAGACCUUUCACUUCCUGUGCUGGUUCUGGCAGGAACAGGCCUGCUCCUCUCCUCACAGGAUAGGAUAUGUCGCUCAGUGUCCUUGCUGUUUACUGUCAUGCUGAUGAUUUACUCGCUGUUUUUUGCUUGGAGAGCCAACUUGGAUAUCAGCAGACCCCUACUGCUUGGAGUGGUGGAGCGUUUCUGGCUACAGAGUGAUGCUGCAGUGUGUGUGCUGGCAGGCCUCGGUUUGAGUCACACACACAAUGCUUUGGAGAGGAGGCUGGGCUAUGGGGGGUUGUGGAAGACCACAGGCUGGGUCCUCACCAUGGCUCUGCUGGCACAUACAGUGCACACCAAUCACAGAGAGUGUGAUCAGAGCAGAAACAGUGUGGUGGAGAGGUUCGGCCGGGAGCUCCUUGCCUCUGUUUCAAAAGACUCCAUCAUCCUGACCAGAGGAGAUCUCCCUGGAAACUCGCUCCGCUACCUACACUACUGUGAGGCUGUACGGCCUGAUGUACGCCUAGUUGACCAGGAGAUGAUGACAUACCCUUGGUAUGUGGCCAGGUUGGGGCAUCAUCACCCUGGGGUCCACUUUCCAGGCCGCUGGUGGGAUCCGGUCAACACUAAGGAAAAAGACACCUUCAGUCUGGAGCAGUUUCUGUCCCACAACACAGAGAGUGAUGUGUUUGCCUGCAUUGGGCUAUCUGAUGGAGAUCCAAGCUGGGAGGGCAGCUUCUCUCGCUGGCCUCUGGGUGUAUGUGACUACAUAGUGCCUGUUCAGAGACAGUUUCACCCUGAAAAGUGGGCUCAACGCACCCGCAGCAUCUACAGCUGGAGUGAAGCUCACAACAGUUUCCAUCCUGCGUCGUGGGAGCGUGUCGCUAAUGAGGAGAUGUGGCAAGCCAGGAUGAAGACGGCUUUCUUUCUGUUUGACCUGGCAGAAAGGAUGCAGGGAGAGGGGAAAGCUCGCCUCUUUGAGCUGUCUUACACUCUGUAUAAGGAGUUAGUGGAGGCCCACACAGACUACCCUCCAAACUGGGACAAGAACUUGGCACUAGCCUGUGAGAGGCUGCUCCGCUCGGGUCAGCGGGGGCACAGUCCAGACAGCCUGCUGACCUGCAGCACAGAGCACUUCAGUCUUUACUUAAAGAGAGAACCCACAGACCCCCAAGCCCCUGCCAUACGCUCUGCCAUCACUCACCUGCUCAGAGAGAGAGCCAGACUCCGCCAGAGCCUGAGGCAGACCCCAUGACAAGAUCUAGCGAGACCUUUGUGGACCAGACACGGUGAGAGAGUGAGUUCAGUUGAAGAAGGAAGAACUGGGGUUGAAGUCUGAGCAAGUGUGCCUUUUCUCAGGGAUUAAAGGAAGGGUUACAGACUGAGGUAGCGAUGUUAACUUAAAGUCUUGGCCAAAUCAACUUCUGAAAUGAGAGUUGGACUCAAGAGAAUGCUGAUUCAGACAUACUGCUCUAUACAGAACUCUCAACAAAGGAUGAAGUGGAAAAGACUGAACCAUGCUUCACAGGAUUAAUGUUUACAGUUGACCAGGAACGAAGCCUUAACUGACCCCAAUCAAGCCUUGCCUGUUCCCCUUAAAUGCACUCUUUCGAUUGCUUUAUCGUGACAUCUCCUCCUUUUUUUCUCUCCUCUUCUCUCACAGCUUUUUACGUGGUGAUUAUUUUGCCUCGGCCACUGCUCCACUUCUCUUUUUCUCACAUUAGGACGGCAAGACUGAGAUUGAGGGAAACCCAAUUUGGGGCCAGAAAUGGGGGAUUAGAGUGGUUGUUUAAUCUAGGACAGACUUGUGCUGUGCCACAGUGUUCUCACUCCGCAUCACCAACACUACCCACCCACCCCUUCAUCCAUCCAUCAGUCCAUCUUAGAUGGUCCUUUAAAUGUUUCAAACUAAUGGAUUUGAUGAGGGUUUUUUUCUCUCUUCCUUCCUGAUGGGAGGGCUGUAAUCUCUCAUGGAUUUGAAUGAAAUGUGAAAUGUCACAAUGCCAGGAACCCUUUUAGAGGUGUGUUUAUGUGUGCUUUUUACAUCUACAUCUGUGUAUGUGAACAUGCAUCGAGUUUCAUCCAAGCCCUGAUGAAAUUGUGUAUAGACAUAGUCAAUAAACACAUUGGCAUAGUGAAGAGCACAGUGCUUUGAUUGUAAGAGGCACAAAGUCAUACAAACGUCCUGGGAGACAGAAAUGCAAGACUGUUAGCCUCCAAAAUGAACUUUUAACUCAGAGAGGGUUACUUGAGAGAAAAUGUAACUUACAAACACACCAAGUAGAUUGUAGUUAUUACUUCUUUGCAUCUCCUCAGUUUGUCCUUAGUAUCCAGCACCAAUUCCACUCUCAUAGUGAGAGCUGUUAUACAUACCACUAGAAAGCUAGGACAGUUGCUCCGACUGUCCUUUGCCUGAGUGUUUUCUUCAGGGUGUAAUCUUCACUCUCUGUUCGCAGGCCUUGUUAGUGGCUGUCAGCGGGCUGGAUGAUCAGAUUCAACCUGCUGUAACACAGAUGGUUUGGUUUCUCAUAAAACACUGUCACUCGCCCUCAUACAGAUUAAAUGUCCCACUAAAUGUUUGUUUAAUACAUUUCUAAUAAAAGAUUUUAACCCA
Sphaeramia orbicularis (orbiculate cardinalfish) is the source of this 4371-nucleotide messenger RNA. It is a transcript of the gene tmem260, whose product is annotated as transmembrane protein 260. The record is from RefSeq and is a predicted model, not a curated record. The coding region runs from base 979 to 3012 and encodes 677 amino acids. The transcript has 15 exons. NCBI's taxonomy places the organism in Eukaryota, Metazoa, Chordata, Actinopteri, Kurtiformes, Apogonidae.